Messenger RNA from Neurospora crassa OR74A, 4045 nucleotides. Its product is annotated as WD domain-containing protein. Lineage: Eukaryota; Fungi; Ascomycota; Sordariomycetes; Sordariales; Sordariaceae. The coding region runs from base 605 to 2905 and encodes 766 amino acids. Gene Ontology annotation, molecular function: protein binding. The transcript is spliced from 2 exons. The record is from RefSeq and is a predicted model, not a curated record.
CUGCACCAUGAGCACUACCUAAGCACUGCACCACUUCCACUCUGGCUGCUCUUUGUGUACCUAGUGACCACCUGUACACCACCACCUUCCUUUCUGAACCGCCCGCACUGGCCGCUUGCCCGACAAAGAAACGAGUCCGGCAAGUCGGGUACGCAAGAUGGGCACGCCUCUUCCAUCAACCGAACAAGCAAGAGGCGUUGAAAUCGAUUCAAACGAUCUUGUUUUUUUGGUCUUUCUGGGAAAUCCACCUAGCUCAGUAGCAAGCUUCAGUCGGAUUACAGAAGCGAUAGUCAACAAACCCACCUUCUCCGAGUUCCAUCCCAUUUUCGAACCCCGUUUCAGCCGCCGUUGCCCUUCUGCCCCCGAUCCGGGCCCAACCAGCCGAGCCAGCCCAGCCAAACAGCAGCUGAAGCUGAACUGGCACUGCAAAGUGAAGAGUAAAAGUGCGCAACUUCCAUGAGUUCGACACAUCAGGCCAAUCCACUGUUCCCGUGCGUCUGCCCCUCAGUCGCGACCACGCCCGAUGCGUCCCAUGUAUUGACGACCCGUUCAUAAUAAAUACCUUACUCUGAAGGACUCCCGCCCUUACCCACCAGCUGUCGCUAUGCGCGACACAAAUAUGCGGAACGGUAACCGACCACAAGUAUCCCAGGGUAGUCACGGUACUGGCGCUCUUACCGACAUGCCCAGCGGAAACUCGGCCGUCGCCGGGUCCAGCUGGCCGACCAUCAUCCCCAUGUCCACCAUAGCAGGCGAAGAGGAUGGGGUAAUAAACUACCAGGUGGAGAACCAUCAAGUAGUGAUCGGCCAACCACUUAAUCACUUCUCUGAGAGCGGUAGCGAGUACGAAGACGUCGAGGACGAGGAGCACCAACACGAAGACGGACAAGGCGAACAAGAAGUGGAAGAGCACGACGACGACAAUGACGGACAUGAAAGCUUAUUCUAUGGUCACCACUACCUGCAUACUGAUCAAAUGUUGAGCCACCAUCCGCAGCCCUCCUUCUACCUUGGCCUGGACGGUUAUCUCUCCGACGACGUCGACAUGUCCGACGAUGCGGGUGCUCCCUUGGUAGACUACUUACAAGUGGCCAACUUGCUCACUAACGACAUGGAUACCGAUGCCGACCAUGAGGAUAGCAUUAGCAUGACCUCCUCCCUAUCAGACGAAGAGCAGUUCUCACAGUACCCUCCUGCUCCUCCAGCACCUUUCACGCCCUUCACCCUGGACUUGGUCAACCAGAUGUUGGCAACAACUGGGCAAGGUUGGCUGCCUACGACGACCGCGUCACAGGUGAUAUCGGGCAUCAUCAACACGGUGCAUCCCCAAGUUCCGCCUACAACGUUGCUUGAUACCUUUCAUCACCCAGCUCACGGUCCCAAUCCUCAUAGCAUGACUAGUCUUGGUCCAAGCAACCACUGCCUCACCCAACUGUUGUAUGACUGGGCUCGCUCAGAUCAUCGAGGACAAGGAGUACAUCUACCUAGGGGCCCCUAUCCAUGGCCCAGCAGAAUUGCGGACCUCGCUGCCCAGAAGCUCUCACGGAUACGCUACACAGACCUUGCUGGGGAUCAAUGUGAUUUUCAAGGGGUGAACUGGGAAGAGCUAGGGGUAACUAGGCAGGAGGCACGGCAACAUAGACUCCUGACCUACAGGAACUACGUCAACGUGUCGGGGUCUGACAGGUGGGAUGAAAAUUGUCCCGAUGUUAGCUUACCUUGCACCGAUAGUUUCUUCAAGUUCCGGCGUAUGGAUUUCAAGUCCAACAUCAACUUGUCGCACUUUCAACUACGAAACAUAUUGGCCACCACCUCCCGUACUAAGAUCUUUUAUCCCGGCAGCGGCGCUAUACACCAGUUCAACCCAGUCUCGGGGAAGACUCGAGUAGUUAUGAAGCUCGGCGAUGCCCAGGGCUCACAUGUAUCUACUAUGGCCGCCGGUCACGGCGUCCUCAUUGCGGGUAGCUUCAAUGGAGAGUACACACUUCGCCAUAUGGACUCUGACGAGCCAGAGUCAUCAGCCUGCCACGAGGGUAUCAUCACCAGCAAUCAAAGUGGCAUUACAAAUCAUGCCCAAGUCUAUCAAGACCGGAAUUCCGACAGACCUCUGGCUGGCUUUGCAUCGAACGACGCCGUCUUCCGGGUCUUGGAUAUCACCACCGAGAAAUGGCUUUUUCACGAAGUUUACAACUUCCCGCUGAAUUGCACCGCGGUCUCUCCUGACCGUCGCUUGCGUGUCGCUGUUGGAGACCACAAGAACGUCUUCAUCACCACGACCGAAUCGACGCUGGGAGGUGGGAAACCCCAAAUCCUUCAAGAGCUCUCCGGUCAUCGUGACCACGGCUUCUCCUGCGCCUGGGCAGACGAUGGAUGGACAGUGGCCACAGGUUUUCAGGACAAAGCAAUCAUGAUAUGGGACGCCCGCCGUUGGACAGACAGCAACGGGUCCUCGACACCACUAUGCACCAUACGUGCUGAGAUGGCCGGGGUCCGGAACUUGCAAUUCUCGCCGAUCGGCAGCGGCAAGCGUGUCCUCGUCGCAGCCGAGGAAGCCGACUACAUCAACAUCAUCGAUGCACAGACCUUCCGUUCCAAGCAAACAGUCGACGUCUUUGCCGAGAUCGGCGGUGUCUCGUUCACAAACAGCGGGCAGGACCUCGCGGUGCUGUGCUACGAUCCCACACGAGGAGGCCUUCUACAGUUGGAGCGGUGCGGAAUGAGUCAGAUGAUGACAGGGGACUUCGACGAGCGAGGCUUGGAUGAUCGAUAUUAUAGGCGGCACAUGGGAGGAAGCGGUGACUCUGACUGGUUACAAUCUUCUUUCACCGAGGAGAAGCGCAUCAAGGAUAGCGUAGUUUGGAGAAGUCAAAGACGCGCGGCGUUAGCUGAUCUGGGACCUUUUUGAGCUUGAUGGAAACCCCUCCCGCAAUGGGCGACAAAAGGAUAUGCCUGGGGCAAUUCGUGGAGUGCUACUGUAUCUCUGGGAGGGCCUGACGAGAGACGAGGAAACAAAACCAACACCAUGGCUAACAUUAGGCUGUGUGUACUCUUUGAAAUGGGCCUGAAGGGUCGUUUCGCGCCAGCAAAAACAAAUCUCGUCACGCACGCCAACGGUAAAAAUACGUUCAUCCAACAAUAUGGAAGCCACCGCCUGGAGCGCAUCAUUAUAGGAGGUCGAGCUUCACGUCGAAGAUCAGUUAGUGUGGAGCACUAGGGUGAUGCCUGGCUCACGAAGCCUCUGUCUUCACAAGCUGGAACGGAAUGUUCUCAAAGCAGCAACUCUCGGUACAUAUUUUUGGCAGUGAGGAUCAUUACUAGGUCUUAAAUGGACGACCUGCGUAAACAGUUCUAUAUAUCUACCCUCAGACGCACCCCGCUGUCACAAAUACGAGGCGUUAUCUUUAUUAAGCGACCAACAAAUGGCGAAGAGGAUCGAGUUUGCGGCAUCUGGGAUUCUUUCGAAGGAUACGCAAAGGUGUUAUCAAAAAUUCCGGAAGCUUCCAAAUUCAAGCACAACGGGUCAUCUUCGUUAAAUCGUUCUUUCCCUGCUAAGGAAUGGAAGAGGAGAAGGACAGGAUUACUAGGUGUUUCAUGAAAGGGAAGGAACUCGACUCGUAUAUGAAUCCUUACCACAGAAGCGAAGCUUGUCAAUGUGUUGUCCUUUGUCAAGGAUUCAGUUCAGUUCGAUUACAUUUUUAUUAGCGUUAACGAUACCUCUAUUUCUCUUUUUCACUGGGCUGUUUUGCAGUUGGUUCGAGUUUCGCGGACAACAUUUGUAUCAUUCUCUCUAUUGGUCCUUGACGGUUUUUAUUCGUAUCUCACCGGGCAGCGGGUGGUAAAGUGAAGUGAAUUAGGUGGAACAGGUGUACAUUUGGUGAAUUCUUCCUCUAGGUCCUUAUUCACAUCAUCAUCAUUCUUAUCGCCCAAGUUGAUCAUGAUCAUCGAGCCGCAAUAUCUGUAGUUCCUACCUUAGAUACCAUUAUGUCUAACGGGAAGGAACCUGCACCUACCCCGUGGAGAAAUUAGUUCGGUUGCUUAGGAUUUA